AUGAAGCCCACGUUAAAACUUUUCUGCGAUGACAAUGCCCUGGAAGAAGAGCCGGUGAUCAACGUCGAUUACCUUUCGAACGUAUGGAGAGAAGAGGAUAUUUGGGCGACAAGGAGGGAGAAGGAUAGCGACAUUACUUGGCUCUAUGGCCCGUGGAAGUCCAUUGAGUCGUCAGCUAAGGCUCACGCGGCAGCAGCCCAAAUAUCCUGCGAAUGCUCACGGUUGCGAUCAGCCAUCAGACCAGCGCUGAAACGAACGACACAGCUCUUCUUCGCAUCCUGUACACAACUUGGCCCUGAAUGCCCGACAAAUGGACCACUUGUCCUUGAAAAAGACGUUCUCAAAACUGGUGGCGCUUGGGCACGGUUCAGAUUGUCCUGUCCACAAUACCCGCUAUCGCGCCUGGCCGCGUCCGCAGUCCGCUACACAAUGGAGUGGUCCAGGAGUAUCUGGCCCCAGUUUCCGCCACCAAAUCGCCCAACGGUCCACUUUGACAUUGAAGUUCGGCAGUGCAUCGCUAUAGGUUCGACGAUCACACACGACGAAGCCUAUGGUGAAAGCUCUCUCUUCCAGAAUUCCGUCGGGGGAUGUGAGUCAUUCGAUGACGUUUCUCGCCCCACUGGAGAGUAUUAUUUCUUUAUGGACAGCGGUCUAUUUUAUGAAAAGAGCCAGGGACAAACCAUCACAGAGCUACCGUCCACUGAACUCAAAUCACCUCACGGGCUCAUCGAGGAGAACGACGGUUUCUUCCUUUAG
Messenger RNA from Penicillium canescens, 756 nucleotides. RefSeq lists its product as uncharacterized. The transcript has 2 exons. The record is from RefSeq and is a predicted model, not a curated record. Lineage: Eukaryota; Fungi; Ascomycota; Eurotiomycetes; Eurotiales; Aspergillaceae. Bases 1 to 756 code for a protein of 251 amino acids.